AUGGAUUAUUCGCUCGAACCUGGUCGGCAUAUGAAGCAUGUCGAUCGGAAGGCUCUUUAUACCCGCCUGGAGGCGCGCAUCAACUACCUUCGAGACUUCCUGGACUUCAACUCAAGCGACGUCGAAGCAUUGGUAUCAGGUUCGAAGUACAUCAAAGCUUUGAUUCCGGCUGUCGUCAACAUUGUAUACAAGAAACUCCUCGAAAGCGACAUCACUGCACGUGCCUUCCACACCAGAGACACCUCCGACGAGAGACCAAUAGAAGAGUUCUUCACCGAGGACAGCCCUCAGAUCCAACGCCGGAAGAUGUUCCUGCGAUGGUAUUUGCUUAAGCUCUGCUCCGACCCGUCCCAGAUGGAAUUUUGGCGAUACUUGAACAAAGUUGGGAUGAUGCAUGUUGCUCAAGAACGACUUUACUCGCUUAACAUCGAAUACAUCCACAUGGGCGCAUGUCUCGGUUUCAUCCAGGAUAUCUUCACCGAAGCUCUCAUGUCACACCCCCACCUCUCCCUACCACGCAAGACCGCCUUGGUCCGGGCCAUCGGCAAGAUCAUCUGGAUCCAAAACGACCUUGUGGCGAGAUGGCGCAUCAGAGAUGGCGAGGAGUACGCCGACGAGAUGUCAGAAAUCAUUGUUGAUGACAAAGAAGGUUAUUUGGGCGACAAGAAAAUCCUGGGCGAUAGCAGUUCAGGAACUUCGAGCGAGGACGAUCGGUCCAGCGUCCGAAGUGGUAAUGUGCCUACUCAUACUCCUGCAUGCCCUUUUGCGGACAUGGCACCAACUUCUUCUCAGACGAAGAUCUGGGCCGGCAAAUGAGUUGACAGGCUGCUGGGCUCUUUGUGAGGCAGGCAGUGGUAUACAUCAACGUCUUGUUAAAAGGUUAUAAAGGAACAAGGAGCAUAGCGGGCGUUCGGUACAAAUAUUCCCGGGAAUUGUUUGAUUGACUUCUAUGGAUCUGUCUGUCCGUUUCUUUGAGUGUAAUUCUCUCUAUUUCGAUAAAGUAAUGCAGGAAGCACGCGCCCUGUGGGCGUGGUUGAGAAGGACAUCAAUUCCGGGCACUAUGACGCCUCCUCUUUCGUUGACGCUGAUAUUGCACUUUCUAAGCCUUUUAAGUAACCUGUCUCUUGAUGACUGUCGUGUCAGCUCAGUCGUAAAUGCACACGAUAGGAAAUAUGGGGGGGGUCCUGCAUAACUACUGAAUUACUGAUAGUGCAUGUCACCCACAGUGACCCGCCUCUAUUAACGUUGUGUGAUCGACAUGCCAGUGAAAAGGG
Aspergillus saccharolyticus JOP 1030-1 is the source of this 1274-nucleotide messenger RNA. RefSeq names its product protoglobin family protein. Gene Ontology annotation, molecular function: oxygen binding; heme binding. Bases 1 to 816 code for a protein of 271 amino acids. Lineage: Eukaryota; Fungi; Ascomycota; Eurotiomycetes; Eurotiales; Aspergillaceae. The transcript is spliced from 3 exons. The record is from RefSeq and is a predicted model, not a curated record.